AUGUCGGAAAACCAGACCAAGUUUGUUGAUUACAUUGAGAAGAACCAGGACAAGCUCGUCAAGAGCCUGGCUGAGGUUGUGGCUAUCCCGAGUGUGUCGGGUGACCCUGCCUACCGUCAGGACGUGUUCCGCCAGGGUGAGUGGAUCAAGGCUAAGCUCCUCGAGCUGGGUGCCGAGGCCACGACUCACGACCUUGGUAUGCAGAAGCUGGACGGCAAGGACAUCCCUCUUCCCCCUGUAGUGGUUGGCUCGCUGGGCAACGACUCGUCGAAGAAGACUGUGCUUGUGUACGGCCACUACGACGUGCAGCCUGCCCUCAAGUCGGAUGGCUGGAACACGGAGCCAUUCGAGCUGGUGCACGAUGAAAAGACUGGUCGCCUGUAUGGCCGUGGCUCGACCGAUGACAAGGGCCCGAUUCUUGGCUGGUUGCACACCAUUGAGGCGCACAAGACCUUGGGUCUGGAGCUCCCUGUGAACCUCAAGUUCUGCUUCGAGGGUAUGGAGGAGAGCGGCUCGAAUGGUCUUGACGAAUUCGUGACCAAGAACAAGGACACGCUCUUCUCGGGUGUGGACGCUGUGUGCAUUUCGGACAACUACUGGCUCGGUACGAAGAAGCCGUGUGUGACCAACGGUCUGCGUGGUAUUUCGUACUUCAAGCUGUCGAUCAGCGGCCCUGCCCGUGACCUGCACAGUGGUGUGUUUGGUGGUAUGGUGCAUGAGCCUAUGACCGACCUGAUCAAGAUUAUGUCGUCGCUUGUGACGCCGCAGGGUGAGAUUACGAUUCCAGGCAUCAACGAGCAGGUGAAGGAGCUCACGGACGACGAACGCAAGGUGUACGAUGUGAUGGACUUUAGCAUCUCCGAUGUGGAUGAUGCGACGGGCAGCCAGACCACUAUCAGCGACAACAAGCCGGAGGUGCUGAUGGCCCGCAUGCGUUUCCCGAGUCUCUCGCUGCACGGCAUUGAGGGUGCGUUUGCCGAGCCUGGCUCGAAGACGGUGAUUCCCGCGAAGGUCACUGGUAAGUUCUCGCUGCGUCUUGUGCCGAACAUGGACCCUGCCAAGGUGAUUGAGUGCGUGCAGAAGCACGUGGAGUCGGAGUUCGCCAAGCUCAAGUCGAAGAACACGAUGCACCUGGCGCCUGACCACCCCGGUAAACCUUGGGUGGCCGACCCGAACCACUGGAACUACGAGGCUGCGUUCCGUGCUACGGAGAAGAUCUAUGGUGUGCGCCCUGACCUUACCAAGGAGGGUGGCUCGAUCCCGAUUACCCUGACGUUUGCUGAUGCGCUCAACAAGAACGUCCUUCUGCUGCCCAUGGGCCGCUCGGACGACGGCGCCCACUCGACCAACGAGAAGCUCGACCUCUCGAACUAUGUCAAGGGUACGCAGCUGCUCGGUACCUACCUGUACGAGAUUGCCGCGGCCACUGCCUAA
Molecule: messenger RNA, 1434 nt
Organism: Malassezia pachydermatis
Lineage: Eukaryota; Fungi; Basidiomycota; Malasseziomycetes; Malasseziales; Malasseziaceae
Product: cndp dipeptidase
Exons: 1
Coding region: 1-1434 (477 amino acids)
Biological process (GO): proteolysis
Molecular function (GO): metallodipeptidase activity
Source: RefSeq, a predicted model, not a curated record